Molecule: messenger RNA, 635 nt
Organism: Parathielavia appendiculata
Lineage: Eukaryota; Fungi; Ascomycota; Sordariomycetes; Sordariales; Chaetomiaceae
Exons: 1
Coding region: 120-524 (134 amino acids)
Source: RefSeq, a predicted model, not a curated record
CGGUGAUAUAUGGCUCGUGCAGACGUCGUCGGAGGAUCUCUCUAGCGAGGCUGCGGCUGAAAGACCUGGAUAGUCCAGGCUUCUGAACCCAUCAGCAAUUUGUUUCUGUGCGAUUGCUCAUGGGAAUGGAAGCAGCAAAGUACUUUUCCGAGAUCUUCAUGUGUAAUCUGCAUCUUCCUCCCAGCAUCUCAGGAAUGGUCAUUCCAUGGAGCGGAAGCAGUUGCUUUACAUCCUCAUCACAUUUGGAGAGCGAAAUGGAUAAAACAUUGGGUCCAUGGCUGAAAUUUAUGAGCACGAAGCCAGCCUGGACGAGAAAUGCCGUGAUAGUUGAAUCUUUGGGCCAACAACUGCUCCGCAGACAGGUCCAGACCUCGUCAAGAACCACAAUGGAAGAUGAUGAACCUGAAACCGCAACCGCCCAAGGCAUCAGACUCAUCAACGCCAAGCACUGUCCCAAUUACCGACUUCAGCACGUACCGCGACAGCACAGGUGCUGGCCAAUCUCGGGGAACACCCAACGGUGAUCUUUGCGCCACCCUGAUCGGAUCGACAGCUAGUUAAGUAUCAACCCCAGAUACCCCGGCGCUCGUCGCUUCGACGAGCCAACAUCACGAUCAACAUGGCUGGCAACAAGU